Molecule: messenger RNA, 3666 nt
Organism: Sciurus carolinensis (gray squirrel)
Lineage: Eukaryota; Metazoa; Chordata; Mammalia; Rodentia; Sciuridae
Gene: Ell
Product: elongation factor for RNA polymerase II
Biological process (GO): snRNA transcription by RNA polymerase II; positive regulation of transcription elongation by RNA polymerase II; transcription elongation by RNA polymerase II
Cellular component (GO): transcription elongation factor complex
Molecular function (GO): cis-regulatory region sequence-specific DNA binding
Source: RefSeq, a predicted model, not a curated record
AUGGCGGCGCUGAAGGAGGCUCGGAGCUACGGGCUGUCGUGCGGGCGGGUGAGCGACGGCAGCAAGGUGUCUGUGUUCCACGUGAAGCUCACCGACAGUGCCCUGAAGGCCUUCGAGAGCUACCGCGCCAGCCAGGAUUCUCUUUCCCUGAGACCAUCGAUCCGAUUUCAAGGAAGCCAAGGGCACAUCUCCAUCCCUCAGCCCGACUGCCCCAAGGAGGUGCGAAAGUUCUCCUUCUACCUCUCCAACAUCGGCCGCGACAGCCCCCAGGGCAGCUUCGACUGCAUCCAGCAGUAUGUCUCCAGCCAUGGGGAUGUCCACCUGGACUGCCUGGGCAGCAUCCAGGACAAGGUCACAGUGUGCGCCACUGAUGACUCCUACCAGAAAGCACGGGAGAGCAUGGCACAGGCGGAGGAGGAGACCCGGAGCCGCGGCGCCAUCGUCAUCAAGCCCGGAGGACGCUACCUGGGCAAGAAGGUUCACUUUCGGAAGCCAGCCCCGGGGGCGACAGAGGCAGUGCCUUCCCGGAAGCGGGCCACUCCCAUCAACCUGGCAAGCGCCAUCAGGAAGAGCGGUGUAAGCGGGACCAGCGGGGUGUCCCAGAGGCCUUUCCGUGACCGGGUGCUGCACCUUCUGGCCCUGAGGCCCUACCGGAAGGCUGAGCUGCUGCUGAGGCUGCAGAAGGACGGCCUGGCACAGGCGGACAAGGACUCGCUGGAUGGCCUGCUCCAGCAGGUGGCCAAUGUGAAUGCCAAGGACGGCACGUGCACGCUGAGGGACUGCAUGUACAAGGACGUGCAGAAGGACUGGCCCGGCUACUCGGAGGGGGACCAGCAGCUGCUGAAGCGAAUGCUUGUCCGGAAGCUGUGCCAACCGCAGAGCGCAGGCAGCCUGCCCGCAGAGCCGGGGGCAGCCAGCCCCCCGGGCGAGCAUGGGACCUCUGCCUCGCCGCCUCAGAAACGGCCACAGCCACCUGAUUUCAUCGACCCCCUGGCCAACAAGAAACCCAGGAUAUCACACUUUGCCCAGAGAGAGAGAGCCCAGCCUGCCCUCAAUGGGAAACUGGGUGUGCCCAAUGGCCGUGAGGCCCUGCUGCCCACCCCGGGGCCACCGACCAGCACAGACACCCUCAGCUCCAGUGCCCACCUCCCUCUGCGACUGGAGCCCCCACGGGCCCACGACCCCCUGACCGAUGUUAGCAAUGACCUGGGCCACAGUGGCCAGGACAGUAAGCGCGGGGAGGCAACUGCCCCCAGCCCUGCCACUCACCUCGGUAUCCCCCUGCUGACGGACUACACCCAGCCCGACAGGCCCCACGACAGCGCUGCCCGCAGCAAGCCCAAGAAGAAGUCCAAGAAGCACAAAGGCAAGGAGAGGGCGGCCGAGGACAGGCACCGGGCCCAGUCGCCAGGUCACGCUCCUGCUACCCACACAGCCCCGCCUGACGCCCCAGGUCUCAACGGGACCUGCAGCAGUGCCAGCGUGCCCACCUCCACGUCAGAGACGCCAGACUACUUGCUAAAAUAUGCAGCCAUCUCCUCUUCCGAGCAGCGCCAGAGCUACAAGAAUGACUUCAACGCCGAGUACAGCGAGUACCGCGACCUGCACGCCCGCAUCGAGCAGAUCACGCGGCGGUUCACGCAGCUCGACGCCCAGCUCCGGCAGCUGUCCCAGGGCUCCGAGGAGUAUGAGACCACUCGUGGGCAGAUUCUGCAGGAAUACCGAAAAAUCAAGAAGACCAACACCAACUACAGCCAGGAGAAGCACCGCUGCGAGUACCUGCACAGCAAGCUGGCCCACAUCAAGCGGCUCAUCGCCGAGUACGACCAGCGGCAGCUGCAGGCCUGGCCCUAGCCUCGCCUCCACCUCGCGGGCCCUCUGGGUGCUGGGGCGCUGUGGGGAGCGCGGGAGAGCGGAUUUAUUUAAAACAAUAAACACGGGGAGACGUACGCAUCUGAGCCAGCACCGCGGCUACCAGGGGAGGCCCGCACUCGCCCAGGUGGGGUAGCCUGGGCCCUCCCCGCCUUCCAGCGCCCCUGCAGGCCAGGCUCCUGCCGAAGCCUCCUGGAGGGCUCCACUUUCCCUCUCCCACCACGGAAGACUCUGAGGCCAGCCCGCCUGCCUUUUCUAGUUUUAUACAGUGUCAGCCACUUUUAGCUACUGCUAGAGACUCAAGUCUAUUUUUGUACAAAAGAGAAAGCAAAAUCUUUUUUUCUAAACCUGUGCCUCCCUCUCCUUGGACAUCCAGGGUCUAGAUGCUACCCUGGGUCCUGUCCCGCAGUAUUAAGAUGCCACCCAAGGCACAGCACUGUCGGCUUCCCAGGAGAGACUCCGAGGCGGGGCCGGGGCCACCGGGGCUGGCGCUGGACAGGGUCUGCUCCGCAGCCUCCCUCAAGGCUCACCUCCAGCGGCACCCCGACAGCCGCUCCGAGCCGAGGGGCCGCGUGGCCCUGGAGCCCCUGGCCUGCCCUGCUAUUUCAGGCCCUCAGCUGUCAGGCCACGGACAUGUCCUGCCACCAGCUGGGAGGCCUCGGCGAUGGCACGGUGUUCAAUCUCAGUCCCAAGGUCCUCGGUUCCCCCUCACAGCUGCUCUUGGUUCCACGCCGUCGAGGCCGUGCGGUCUCCGUGCUGCUGACCUCGCUCGGCCUCCAUCCACCUGUGGGUCCUGGGGUUGUCUGGGCAGGGCCACCGCUGGGGUUUGCACUCAGGGAGGGGCUGGGGCCCUGUGGACAGAGCCGCAGGAUCCCAAGGACAGCGCCCUGUCUGUCCUCUCUGGGGCACAAGCUCCACAGUACCCCAACUGCUGCUUUGUCGCUGUGCCUAGUCUCCUAGUGUCCCCCAAAGCAUUGGGGGACUAUUUGUGUGUGUGCGCGUGCGUGUGUAGGGGGCCCCCUCCAGGGUGUGGGGGGUCUGAGGCGAGUGUUCACAUUCAGGGCCAAGCGAAGCCAUGACUCGGGAAUGUGGUGGGCACAGCCGUGACCAGGGUCGGUUAUGCUGGGGCUGGGGCGCCGCCCACCGCAGUGAGCAGGGAGAGUGCAGGGCGAGCACAGAUGGUCUGUUUUUCUAAACCGCGGGGGUGUCUCCCAGUGGCUUCCAAAGAACUGGUGCCUGUGGAGGCGCCUGCUGGUGUCCACCCCUGCCCCAGCGUCUCUUUCUUUUGGGACCCCUGGGGUUCUUGCAUCUCUGAGGAAACUGAUCCUUCAUGUUUCAAUAGCUGUUGUUUUGUUUUGCAUUUGGGGUGGGAGGGGUGGGAAGGGCGGCAGGCGGGCAGGAGUCCUGCUUAGGCGGCCUGGCCCCCGCCCUCCACCUGGAACCAGUUCAAGGGCCUCUGUUGAAUCUGCCUCGGUGUUUUGUUUGUUCGUCCCUGGAGGAGGAUGGAGCUGGGGAAGUGUUGUGUUUCGGGCUCGAUGGACGCAAGUUCUAGCUGAUGAAAUAUGCUCUAACUUAUUGAUAUGUUUUUUCCUUUUAAUGUUGUACUGUGGAGGAAAACUUUUGAGCCAUGGAGUUGGUGUUUACAAGAAUUUUUCACUUUUGCCAAAAUGUUACAAUUGAAAGGCAUCCGCAUCUUCAGUCUCCUAAUAUUUUCUUAAAACAUCUGGUGUCCUUUUUGUACACUAAACACGUGAAUGCUGAUUUCCAACCUACAAUAAAUUUCACUGAACUGAA